GGGUUUCCCUCGCCUCAAACCUCCCGCCUCUUAAGAAGGACCUCUACAAUUUUUCUUCUUCCUUCAGAAAUCUUUCUGCUCCAGCACUUCCUCUUUGCUCAGCAAAAAUUUGCAGGUAAGACAUGGUUAAGCAUAACAAUGUUGUGCCCAGUUCACACUUCAGGAAGCACUGGCAGAACUAUGUGAAAACUUGGUUUAACCAACCUGCCCGCAAGACAAGGAGACGCAAUGCUAGACAAAAGAAGGCUGUGGCAAUUUUUCCAAGGCCAACCGCUGGACCGCUUCGACCUAUUGUUCAUGGGCAAACCUUGAAGUACAAUAUGAAAGUCAGGGCUGGCAGGGGAUUCUCUCUUGAGGAGCUGAAGGCAGCAGGUAUUCCCACAAAACUUGCUCCAACAAUUGGUAUUGCUGUUGAUCAUCGUCGCAAGAACCGUUCUUUGGAAGGUUUGCAAGCCAAUGUCCAAAGGCUCAAGACUUACAAAGCCAAGCUAGUCAUUUUCCCAAGGAGGGCCAAGAAAAUCAAGUCUGGUGAUUCAAGUCCUGAGGAACUUGCCACUGCCACUCAAGUCCAAGGUUCAUACAUGCCUAUCACCAGAGAGAAGCCAACCGUGGAGCUUGUCAAGGUCACACAAGAGAUGAAGUCAUUUAAAGCCUACGACAAGUUGCGUCUUGAGCGCACGAAUGCGCGCCAUGUUGGUGCUCGGUUGAAGAAGGCUGCUGAAGCAGAAAAGGAAGAAAAGAAAUAAGCAGUUCGAAUGUUCUGAUGUUCAGAUUACUGAUAGCAAUACUCUUCCCCUUUUUGAUUAAUCAGGAUGUGCAAUUUUGGAUGUUUAUCGCGAUUAGACACCUAUGUUUUGGUUGAAUUCUUCCAGUUUAAGUUACCAUCUGCUUUGCUUGAAUUCGAGCCUUUUUAUGAAUGCUGUUGAAGGUUUACUUGUGCA
Messenger RNA from Coffea eugenioides, 941 nucleotides. Its product is annotated as 60S ribosomal protein L13-1. The record is from RefSeq and is a predicted model, not a curated record. Gene Ontology annotation, cellular component: ribosome; cytosolic large ribosomal subunit. Gene Ontology annotation, molecular function: structural constituent of ribosome; RNA binding. The transcript has 5 exons. NCBI's taxonomy places the organism in Eukaryota, Viridiplantae, Streptophyta, Magnoliopsida, Gentianales, Rubiaceae. Gene Ontology annotation, biological process: translation. The coding region runs from base 123 to 746 and encodes 207 amino acids.